Molecule: messenger RNA, 2981 nt
Organism: Oreochromis aureus
Lineage: Eukaryota; Metazoa; Chordata; Actinopteri; Cichliformes; Cichlidae
Gene: cspg5a
Product: chondroitin sulfate proteoglycan 5a
Exons: 6
Coding region: 429-2084 (551 amino acids)
Biological process (GO): nervous system development
Source: RefSeq, a predicted model, not a curated record
CACUGCACACCGCCGUGCGUUUGUUCCCUUCUCAGUCACAAAGUGCCCAAAGCACCAAUCCGUUCCGAGCCAAGCCGAGCCACGGCGUGCGUCUACUCCCCCAAAAGUAACCCCCGCCUCCACCACCACCAACACCCCACCACCGCCGUCUCCGACCGCCGCUUUUUGGCGAUGGAGCCGUAACCAGCCUCACUGCGUUGAACAAGCGAGUGAAAGAGCGGAGAAGAUACGCGGAGACAGCUGAGACCAAGCGGCUAUGGAGGAGAAGCGCGGGGAGGCUGGAGUCUAGACCGCACGCAAAUCAGCAGCUCCACUUGUCCGGAUUACUUUUUGCAACCUCCACCGAACUCUCUUGUUAUUAACAGUAUAACACAAAGGAUUCUCUCUUCUUUCGUCUGACCAUCAAAGCCUAUCAUUCUACAGCAAGGAUGCAGGAGAAGCAAGCGAUCUUUUGCACGGGAUGCUGGAGACUAACGCUGCUGUCGUGCGUCCUGGCUCUGCACUUGAUCCCGUUGUCUGUCCGCGGAAAUGCUGUUGGGAUCAAUGUCACUGAGCCGGAUAGUGCGUCCAAUGUCACCUCCCUGCUUAACGAAGAGGAAGGGCCAAUCAAAGUCAACAAAAUUGUUGCUGUGGUAACUGGAAUAAAUAGCCCAGCCACCCCUGAUCCAGUCAGCACCGUGACCCCAAGGGCCGGCCGUAUCCCCCGUGGCGGCGAGGAGGAGGAGCAGAGUAGUGGCAUGUUUGGGGAAACGGUGGUUUCCACAGUAGAGGAUGUCAGUGUUGCUACUCCACCACAGCUCAGCCCCGACUCAGCUGAGACGGAGCAUCUGUUGCCUAGCAACCCACGCAAACAGGGAGCUGACGAGGGCAAGGAGGAGGAGGAUGAUGAAGAGGAGCGUCAGCCGCACACUGACCCACCUUGGAUCCAUGCCAAGGACACAGCUGUGUUCGACCUGGACCACCUUUUCACCACAACCGCUCCCCCACCCCCAGCCGCCACUAACCCCUCUAGCCCUGAUGUCCUCCACGUGGACUUCUUUGACCCCUCUUCUCGUGGGCGCAACCUAGACCUAGACCUCGCCCCCGCCUCACCUUCAUCACUGGCCCAUGAGCUGCAAGGUGGCGACACAACCUCCUGGGCAAUGCCAGAUACUUACGACUACCUUACGCCCUAUGAUGAUGGUGUGUCCCCCACUGCUGAUGAGUACACCUACAGCACCACAACUGAUGCUUAUGACACCGAUGAAGAUCUCCGACUUGCUGCUGGGUCUCCUGCUCGUUCCAAGCCACAGCUUCCCGGGUCUGGCUCAUUCUUCCCUGGGGGGUCAUUUCCUGGUGCGCGAGCUCCAGUACCAAAAGACCCUGUGGUAGCCCCUCCAGCGGCCUUACCAAAUGGAUGCCGUGUGGGCUACCAGAUGAUAAAUGGAAGUUGCCGCUCGCAGUGUGACAUGUUGCCCAACUAUUGCUUCAAUGGAGGACAGUGUUAUCAGCUGGAUGGUGUGGAGGUUUUCUGCAGAUGUAACGUCCAGGAUUACAUCUGGCACAAGGGUGCCCGUUGCGAGUCGGUGGUUACUGAGUUCCAGGUGAUGUGUCUGGCCGUGGGCGCCUCGGCUCUGGUGGUCCUGCUGCUCUUCAUGAUCAUCGUGUGCUUCGCCAAGAAGCUCCACGUGCUCAAGACAGAGAAUAAGAAGUUGCGUAAGCGCAGUAAGUACCGGCCUUCAUCGGAGCAGCACAAUGAUAAUUUCUCGCUGUCCACCAUCGCUGAGGGCUCCCACCCAAAUGUAAGGAAACUGUGCGACACCCCUCCUAACGUCCCUCAUGCCCGUGCAUUGGCUUACUAUGAUAACAUUAUCUGUCAGAAAACCAUGAGCAGAUACACCUGGGAGUGUAAGACCAAAGAGGAGUCCGACUGUGAGGAUGAUCCUAAUUCCCAGAACAAGCUGGAGGACCCGGUGAAGGCCCCGCCCAAGGAGGAUGACUCCCUCAACAUCCACAACUCUCUGACCCCCAAACAUGAGAACCACAAGGUCCUGGGCGAGGAGAACUCCUCGGAGGUAAACUCACUGCAGAACAACAUGAUGUGAAACAAAACAACCCCAGCAACCCAUCAAUACAACAUCGAAAAACGACAAGGUGCGCCGGCAAUGGGUGCCCGCAAACCCCUCCCUGCUCGCUGUCCAUCCACUGCCGUGUGCACCUAAGUGGUCCAACCAACCAACCAACCAAUCAGCCAGCCAGCCUGCCAGCCAGCCAAUAUACCAGCCAACCAACACAGUCUGUACCCGUUUCCAACACGGCAACACUGCCACAAAGCGACCCCAAGUCGCCGCAAAAGUCAUACACGACCAUCGCCGCCGUCACUGCCCCAGGUGAAAGUAACCCCACCCCCACCAAUUGCACCCUGCCGCCACCCUGCAACACCCCCUUACAUCCAGCCACACCCCUGUUUCGCAGCCCCUUGUUGCCCCCUUGUUGCUGUCACUCUACUGUCCCUUAUCUUUCUUACCUGCACACACACACACACACACACACACACACACACACACACACAUACACACAUAAGAAACAUACACCCACUGUGAAAACAUGACAACAUAGCCACACUUAUAUGUAUACACACACACACACAUAGACACACCCUCCCCCUGCCUGCAUUGGUGUAUUUUGUAAAAAGAAAGAAAUCAUACAGAAGUUUAAAACGUACGUAAAACGUCAAUGUAAAAAAAAAAAAGUUAAGAUAAAGCUACUGAGAGGUUUUGAUGUUUGUCUGACUAAUCCAGUGAGUAUGUAUAAAUAUUGGAGAAAAAAUGCUUGGAUUGAUUUAAAAGAAACAACACAAUGUGUCUUGGUUUUCAUUGAUGUGAUUUCUAAUCCUUUGAUGUACUUGUUUUUUUGGUUUUUUUUGUACUUUUUUGGGAUUUCGAACAGAGAAUAAACAAACAAGAUUCAGACAGUUGUUGAAAUAAACCUUUUUAACAUGA